This is a messenger RNA of Sabethes cyaneus, 768 nucleotides long. It is a transcript of the gene RpL24-like, whose product is annotated as probable ribosome biogenesis protein RLP24. The transcript is spliced from 2 exons. Gene Ontology annotation, biological process: ribosomal large subunit biogenesis. NCBI's taxonomy places the organism in Eukaryota, Metazoa, Arthropoda, Insecta, Diptera, Culicidae. The record is from RefSeq and is a predicted model, not a curated record. Gene Ontology annotation, cellular component: nucleolus. The coding region runs from base 78 to 665 and encodes 195 amino acids.
UUACCCGAAGCGCGUGCUAGUUCAGCAGCGUUUUCAUCUGCUCUAUUUUUGUGGUAAAUAUCCUUUAUUAGCACAAAAUGAGAAUAGAAACGUGCUAUUUCUGCUCCAGUAAAAUUUUUCCCGGCCAUGGAAUGGUUUUCGUGAGGAACGACUGUAAGGUAUUUCGGUUUUGCCGUUCCAAAUGCCGGAGAGCAUUCAACAAAAAGAAGAACCCAAGGAAGAUUCGCUGGACCAAGGCGUAUCGGAAAACACACGGCAAAGAACUUACCAUCGAUCCGGCAUUCGAGUUCGAAAAGCGUCGCAAUGUUCCGGUCAAAUACAACCGCGAACUGUGGGGCAAAACGCUGGAGGCCAUUAAAAAGAUCACCGAAAUUAAGGAACGCCGCGAACGACACUUCGUCAUGGAGCGGCUGCGAAAGGCUCGCGACCAUGAGAUCCAUAACGACAUUGUCGAUGUGCAGAAGAAUAUCGCACUGAUCCGGUCACCGGCAAUCGGUUUGAAGGAACGUCGCGCCCGGGAGGCAGCCCAACAGUCGGCAAUGGAAAUGGAUGUGGAGGAAGACGAAGAGGAACAGAUCGAGUACGUCGAUGCCCGGCAGUUGGAAAAGCAACUGGAAGAGUCGGCCGGACAGCUGGAGGAAGAUGCCGAAAUGAUGAAGGCCUAAACGGGAGGAGUUCUAGCUUAAGUAAGUUCGGUUGCAAUUAUGAGUUUACCUUUCUAUGAUUUUGUGCGAAAAAUGGAGCAAAACUGUGGGUUGUUACAAUCAA